CAGAAGCAGUGCAAGAAAUCGUCCUUCGCCUUCUACCAGGCGGUGAGGGACCUGCUGCCCGUCUGGUUCCUGGAGGACAUGCGGACCAUGGAGGUCUUCCACUGGGAGGACGGGGGCAAGGUGAGCGUGUACUCACCCUCGGAGGCCCUGCUCUACGCCCUGGUCCACGACCACCAGCCCUACGCCCGGCACCUGCUGACCAAGUUCCCCCAGAGCGCCCUGGCCGUCCCCAGCCAAAGCUUCAGCUGCUGCCAAGCCUCGGCCCCGCACCUGGCCAUGGCCGUGCGCUACAACCGCGUCCGCGUCCUCUUCCGAAUCCUCAAGGCCAUCCAAGCCUUCCCGCCCGGCGAGCGAGCCGGCCUCCUGGACCGCCGGGGGUGCAGCCGCGUGGAGGGCGGCAAGACGGCCUUGCACGUGGCCUGGCAACUGGGGUGCUUGCUGCUGCUGCUGGGGCACGGCGCCUCGCCCUGCCUGCAGGACGGCGCCGGGAACACCCCUCUCGACACCUUGCUGCAGCAGAUCUCCCACGCACCAGCGGCCAACACGCGUGCCAAGCUCCUCUGCCUCGACUGCCUCUUCUUCUUUGUGCCUCCGGACCUCCCGUUCGCCAUGAAACAGCAACUGUUGGACAACCGGCAGCGCUGGCAGGACCUCCUGGGGGAGAGCAGGUUCCAGUCCCUGCUGGGCUUGGCUCCCCCGUCGCUGUUCGUCGGAGCCAUGCGUGUCUUGAUCAGGACCAUUUCCCCUGAGCAUUUCCCGGAGGCUCUGGACAAUCUGCCUCUGCCUCAUUUUCUCAAGCCUUUGGACCUGAAACUGGAGAGUUAGAGGGGUGGGACGAGAGGCUCCCGCUCACCUGGCAGAAACAGACUGUUGUGCUAAAAAUGUAUCGGUAUCUGAAGCUGCUAAUGCGGCAGCCAAGAACCCGUUUUAAUUAGAACUGUAUUUUUUAAAAGAAUCGUAUCCGGCACUUUACAACAUAUUUUAUU
Mesitornis unicolor (brown roatelo) is the source of this 986-nucleotide messenger RNA. It is a transcript of the gene ANKRD9, whose product is annotated as ankyrin repeat domain 9. The annotation marks the transcript as partial. The record is from RefSeq and is a predicted model, not a curated record. The transcript has a single exon. Lineage: Eukaryota; Metazoa; Chordata; Aves; Mesitornithiformes; Mesitornithidae.